UCCACAAGAAAAAUUAAAAGAGAGAAUUUGUCAGUCAUACUUGCGUCUCUGUCAAUGUCUUCUCCCUCAGAGAGUCCAACUAUGGAGCCUGUUGAGCAAAGUCAUCCGGAUCACAAGGCUUCUGUUACUAUUUUUACUCAACAGGUGGCUUCUUACAGCCUUAGCCCUAACAAGCAAUCACCUGCACAAGGUGAUCAAGGUCUAUUCACUCCGACGAGCGAGACUGGUGUUUCUUUGACAACCAACGUGUCAGCCGCCGCCGGCGGCACAGAUCAUGAGCUUUUGGAAGACGAGGCAAACAGUUUGCAUAACAACCUGAUAAGGGAUCAAGAUGAUUUUUUCAAUUCCUUCCCACCUGGCUAUAGGUUCAACCCAUUUGAUGGCGAACUUAUUGUGCAUUAUCUCAUGAAAAAGGUCUUGGAUCAGCCCUUGCCGCCAAACCGGAUCUUUGAAGUUAACCUAUACCGCUACAAUCCCGAAGUGCUUGCUGAAAAAUAUGAGAAAUAUGGGGACAAAUGGUAUUUUUUUACUCCAAGGGACCGGAAGUAUCGCAAUGGAAGUCGCCCAAAGAGGGCAGCUGGGGAUGGAUAUUGGAAGGCGACCGGAGCUGACAAGGAAGUGAAGUCAUUUGAUGGAGCUGUUGUUGGAUCGAGAAAGGCUCUGGUUUUCUAUAGGGGCAAACCCCCAAAGGGUGACAAAACCAACUGGAUCAUGCAUGAGUUUAAAGUCAAGGAUUCUCCUGUUCGAAGCAGAAGGGGUGAGAAUGACAUGAGGUUGGAUAAUUGGGUACUCUGUAGAAUUUAUAAGAAGGAUGGUAACAAUGGCAAAAGAUGUGAAAGUCGAAAUCAUGCUGAAAUACAUUCUCCAUUUCCGCAUAGAAUAAAUGACGAAAGCAUGGAGAUUGAGAUGAGUGGAGAUAUUGUUGAUCCUUUACCUGAGUAUGAUCCUGCACUGGAGUAUGACCAUAAAUACUCAUAUAUACCAUAUCCUCUUAUGGCAUCUCAGCCAAAUAUUUCCUGUGGGCUCCCAGUUAACAUGAUUAGCAAUAAUCGAAUUCAGUCUGUUGAAGCAGCCUCUGUGAAUGCUGGGAGCUGCUAUGCAAAUAUGGGGUACUCGCAACCAAUAUGCGUUAGACCUCCAUUGAUGUCUUCUGAGAGUGUUCUCGGGCCUUACAGAUAUAUAGAUGAAUCAACUAUUCUUCAAGAUGACAUGAUAUUCGGCAUGAAGGGGUUUGAACAUAGCCUUUACAGUACAAAUAAUUAUGCAGGGCAAUUCUCAGCUUUGGAUAAUGUUUUUCCUUAUACGGAAUAACAUCCCAUCAUUGAUCGAUGGAACUCAUCAACUUUUGUUGCUAUCAUCUGCUUUUGCUAUGAAUUUUAGGGUUUACGGUCGGAUUUAGCUAGUCAGUUAGUUUUUGGAACGUGUUUGUUAGUAGCUCUUAAUCGUCUAACGGAAGUUUAUUAAGGUUUAUAUUGCUCUACUUGGAUUUAUCUAUGAUUAAAGUACUUUAUUUGUUUUUAUAGUACUAGCUAGUAACUGAUUAUUUGCUAUGAAUUAUGAAUUCCGAAUGUAAAAACAAAUUUUAUGUAAAAAAUAUCAAGGGAAGUAGCCCGUCCUUUGUUGUGUAA
This is a messenger RNA of Pyrus x bretschneideri (Chinese white pear), 1628 nucleotides long. RefSeq names its product NAC domain-containing protein 1-like. Bases 55 to 1311 code for a protein of 418 amino acids. The transcript is spliced from 3 exons. Gene Ontology annotation, biological process: regulation of DNA-templated transcription. NCBI's taxonomy places the organism in Eukaryota, Viridiplantae, Streptophyta, Magnoliopsida, Rosales, Rosaceae. Gene Ontology annotation, molecular function: DNA binding. The record is from RefSeq and is a predicted model, not a curated record.